This is a messenger RNA of Cucurbita moschata (crookneck pumpkin), 1812 nucleotides long. RefSeq names its product ras GTPase-activating protein-binding protein 2-like. NCBI's taxonomy places the organism in Eukaryota, Viridiplantae, Streptophyta, Magnoliopsida, Cucurbitales, Cucurbitaceae. Gene Ontology annotation, molecular function: mRNA binding. The transcript has 9 exons. Gene Ontology annotation, cellular component: ribonucleoprotein complex; cytosol. Bases 127 to 1539 code for a protein of 470 amino acids. The record is from RefSeq and is a predicted model, not a curated record.
UUUGAUCACAAAAACCCUAAUGCUAUAAAGCCUCAGAAUCUUUACUCUCGAGUUUGGUAUUCUAUUCUCUCCUUGUGUUCUAGGCGCUCAGAUCUCUAUCGGAACCUCUAUUCUCUGCCCUUGCAGAUGGCGGCAACACAGGAAGCCAGUUCUUCCCCUGCUCCCAGUGCCCAAGUGGUUGGGAAUGCGUUUGUUGGGCAGUACUACCACAUCCUUCAUCAUUCUCCACAAUCGGUGCAUCGGUUUUAUCAGGAUUCAAGUUUGCUAAGCCGUCCAGAUGUCAAUGGAGUGAUGACAACAGUGACAGGCAUGCAGGCAAUAAAUGACAAGAUCAUAUCCUUGAAUUAUGGAGACUAUACAGCAGAAAUAAUAACUGCUGAUGCUCAGGAGUCUCAUGAGAAAGGAGUGAUUGUUUUGGUAACAGGAUGCCUAACUGGGAAGGACAACUUGAGGAGAAAAUUUUCCCAAACAUUUUUUCUUGCUCCUCAGGACAAAGGCUACUAUGUCUUAAAUGAUGUGUUAAGACAUGUUGAAGAGACUGAAUCCAAUCGAAGUAACUCUUCUUCUGGCGAUGCCAUCAAAGAGAAUACUACAACGGUUACUUCAACACCAGAACCAGAACCAUCUCAUGCUCCUAAUCAUCUUACUGUGGAACCUCCAAUUUCAUUGGAAGAGGAAGACAUGAACAAUGAUCCUGAAGUUUGUGACCCUUCCAGUAAUGAUGAAGGAUCAGUCGUUGAACAGGAGGAGGUUCCUGAGCCCCCACAACAAAUUGAGCAUGAAGUAGUUGUGACAGCUGAUGCAGCCCCUGUUGCCCAAGAAGAUGCUCCAAAGAAGUCGUAUGCAUCAAUUGUUAAGGUGCCAAAAUCAAUAUCUGGUCCUGUUUAUGUUGCAACUACUCCUGUAAGAGCCGCACCUCCUGCAAAUCCUGAUCAUCAGUCUAUUGGCCUGGCUAAACCUGCUCCAGUUCCCGAUGCUUCUGCGGUAAAUGGUGACAAUCUUCCUGAAAGCAGUAACCUUCAUGAGGAAGCCGAAGGUCACUCCAUAUAUGUACGGAACUUGCCAUUUGAUGCUACAGUUGAACAACUUGAGGAAGAGUUUAAGAAAUUUGGGCCAAUUAAGCGUGAUGGUAUUCAAGUUAGGAGUAAUAAGCAAGGCUUUUGUUUUGGAUUUGUUGAAUUUGAGCAAUUAAGCUCUGUUCAUGGUGCACUUGAGGCUUCGCCAGUCACAAUUGGUGAUCGUCAAGCUGUUGUUGAGGAGAAGAGGACUACCACCCGAGUUAGCGGAAGUGGAAGAGGAGGGAGGUUCCCUACAGGAAGAGGAGGUGGUUUCCGCAGUGACAGUUUCAGGGCAAGAGGGAACUACGGUGGUGGCAGAGGCUAUGGAAGAAACGAUUUCAGAAACCAGGGUGAGUUUGCUGGACGAGCUCGGGGUUCGACUGGACGCAAUGGGGAUGGUUAUCAGCGGGCUAACCAAAACGGAGGCGGAAGGGGAGGAGGUCGUCAGGGUGGGGUAAACCGUAGCGCAGUUUCUGGUUGAACAGUUAAGGGAAGAGAUACGUUGACAAUUUUUUGACAGUAAAAUUGAGAAUUGAGAUCUACCUUUUUUUUUUUUUUUUUUGGAUUUUUUCUUAGGUUAUUAAUUGCGGUAGAAGAAACUGAAGGUACUCUUCAAUUAGUCAUUUACAUUUAUGUGAGAAGGUAGUUUUGAUUUUUUUUUUUUACCCUUAGUGCUUCAUAAAGCUGUACGACGUUAAAGCUCUUUGGUGCAACAUCUUUUUGGUAUGAUUAUUAUUAUUAUUAUUAGGCAUUA